AUGAGUUAAGUGUCUCAAAGAUAAAGAAGUCCUUCUCCUUAAUCCCCAGAAAAGGUUGCUUAAAGAGAGAAAGCAGCUUAAGCAAUGAAAAGACGUAAUUAAACAUAGCCAAGCUUUUUUGAAAAAUAUGCUUACCAUUUGGUUAUAGGAGCAUUUGGAUUUGUAUGUGUUUAUGCUUUGUUUUCCAUAUUGACAAGAUCAAGCAAGAAAUUAACAACAGCUCCUGUAAUAGAUGAAGAGGAAAUAGCUGCUCAUAAUUCUUUAGGAUCAUAUUAAUAGGGACCAAAUGAUUUCUUUAAAGAUUGGAAAUUUAGUGAUGCUAAAUUUAUUUUUAAUAAUCAUUUGACAUUCAAAGGAAAAAUAUAAUAAUGCCCUGAAAGUAGUGUUAUUAUUCCAGAAAGUUAUAACUUCAGAGAAGCUUAACCAGAAUGUGCAUAACCAAUCUAUUUUUAAGGUAUUAAUAUUAUAUUAAAUAAAAAAUAGGAAAUUGUUCAUCAAGUUAUUCAAUAGCAGCUGUUUCAUCUACAAGUGAUAGAUUAUGUAAAUCUAGAAAUGGAGAAUUUUAAGAACAAUUAUCACCUUAAUCUCCAAUAUCAUGUGAUGAUAAAAAUUAUAAAUGUGGAGGUGGUAGUGUAACAAGAGUUUUAGAAGUUGGUAAAAAAUAAGGAUUUGUAUCAACUUCAUGUUUACCAUAUACUGGAACUGAAGAUGCUUAAAAUGAUUGUGAUGCUUUAUUUUCUAAUUGUGAAAAAUACAAGAUUUAAGAUUAUUGUGUAGUUUCAAGCGAAGAAAAUAUUAAAAGAGAAAUCUUGAAUAAUGGUCCAGUUGUUGCUGUGAUUUAAGUCUUUAAAGAUUUCCUUGUUUAUAAAGGAGGAAUUUAUGAAAUAGUAGAAGGAAGUUCAAAGUAUUCUAUAUUUUAAAUUAAUUAGAUUCUAAUUUGGUCAUGCAGUUAAAGUUAUUGGUUGGGGUAAAUAAGAUGGAGUUAAUUAUUGGAUUAUUGAAAAUUCAUGGGGAGACACUUGGGGUAUGAAAGGAUUAGCUUAUGUUGCUGUCGGUAUUUUUAAUUUCUUAUUUCUUUAGGUCAAAACUAAUUACAAUUAGAAGCUUAUUCUGUUGCUCCAAUUAUUGCUGUAUCUACAGAAAAAAGUGCAGAAUGAGUUUUAACAUAUUGUCUAC
Messenger RNA from Paramecium sonneborni, 1176 nucleotides. The record is from the annotation of a GenBank genome assembly. NCBI's taxonomy places the organism in Eukaryota, Ciliophora, Oligohymenophorea, Peniculida, Parameciidae.